Molecule: messenger RNA, 645 nt
Organism: Fomitopsis serialis
Lineage: Eukaryota; Fungi; Basidiomycota; Agaricomycetes; Polyporales; Fomitopsidaceae
Exons: 2
Source: RefSeq, a predicted model, not a curated record
AACAAGGAUGACCGUAUCACCUUGGAGAUGGGUCUGCAGGUCACCGUCACGACAUAUGUUGCCGAGGUCAUAUCUUCCUGGACUCCGUCUAGUAGCAGUGCCAACCGAUUCAUCGGCUCCAUCUAUGACCGUAUCCUUCGAUCAGAGCCACAAGCUGUCGCCGGCCGCUGGCAUACCUUAACUCGCAAGUACGCCACGUCCAGCUCGACAGCAGUCAAAGACGAAGAGACGCGGCAUGUGAAACGUCUCUUGGAGGAUGCAACAACAAUCUUGACGGUCGCUCGAGUAGCAUCUUGGGACAAGAACGACCUACGGGGAGCCUUCGAGAUCAUCGUGAAGGCCGCCAUGCAGAUGCGUAGGAUGGUUGGAGAAGACGUGGCUGGGAGCGAGUACGAGGUGUUCGUAGAGGAACAGAAGAAGCCCUUCCGACCAGAAGUGAUGGUCGACGAACACGCACCUCGGCGGAAGCGUCAAGACAGAGUCGGAAUCCCCGUCAUACGUGCCUUGACGCUAGGGCUUCGUCGCACGGAGAGAGACAACCGCAGCGGAUCGAGAGGACGCCUUGAAGUCAAAACGCUCGUCAAGCCGCAGGUGAUCCUAGACACGAUCGUUGAUGACCUGGGUUUGGUCGAUGAUACAAAGUGA